Messenger RNA from Trachymyrmex septentrionalis, 1306 nucleotides. RefSeq lists its product as uncharacterized. The transcript is spliced from 4 exons. NCBI's taxonomy places the organism in Eukaryota, Metazoa, Arthropoda, Insecta, Hymenoptera, Formicidae. The record is from RefSeq and is a predicted model, not a curated record. Bases 148 to 1089 code for a protein of 313 amino acids.
GUCGUCUAGCGACCGGUUCCGAGGUCCGGGCCCUGUUUCACCGCACGGAUCUGACUCACUGUUGCGACCGAUGCGAGAAUAGUGCCACGGGAAAGCAGCAGCCUUCGCUUCUUUCACACGAACAGAGGCCGGCUCGUUUCGACCGACAUGCGUUUCCUCAUUCUUGGUCUGACAUUAAUUGUAAGUCUGCUAGUCGUAAGAAGAGUUUCUGCCCAUGGAAGACUGAUAGAACCACCCUCGAGGGCCUCCAUGUGGAGGUACGGCUUCGACACACCUCACGAUUACAACGAUCACGAGUGUUAUUGCGGCGGGUUUACCAGGCAGUGGCAACGGAAUAAAGGAAAAUGUGGCAUUUGCGGUGAUCCCUGGGAUUCUCCGACGCCACGUGUUCAUGAAACGGGCGGCAAGUAUGGGAACGGCGUGAUCGUUCGGCGUUAUCGGACCGGAUCGGUUAUACCGGUCCGUGUGGAGUUGACGGCGAACCAUCACGGCUACUUCGAGUUCCGCACCUGCGCCAUGACCUACCGCGAUCAGGAGGUCACCCAGGAAUGUCUGGACCAACACCUGCUGCAUGCUGAGAAUGGAUCCACCCGUUAUUACCCUGGUCCUGGCAACCGGGUCUUCGAGGGCUAUUACAAAUUACCGGAGGACCUGACCUGCGCUCAAUGCGUCUUCCAGUGGCGAUACAUUGCCGGGAAUAAUUGGGGCGACUGUGGCAACGGCACAGGUGCGGUGGGAUGUGGGCCUCAGGAAGAAUUUCGAGCUUGCGCUGAUAUCACCAUUGGUGAUAACGAGGCAACAUUACCACCAAGGCAACCGACCAGUCCCAUACCCACAGACAAAUUGCCGACGGACACGAGCCCAUUGCCGAGAUCUGGGCCAUAUUGGCUGUUUAGUGUUAUCAUCGCUGGUACGUGCCUGUUGGUGGUGCUGGCUGCUAUGGCGUUGCUUUACACGUACUACUAUCACGCUGGUAGAGCCAAAAAGUGGCUCAUGGCGAGGAGACUCCUGGUGCAGGAGAGUCCGCCAGUUGCCCCACCGAGACAUAAACGACAUCAUCACGUAUCGAACACGCAGCUUCAGCUGUAGAAUUGUACUCAAUUGUCAGUAUCGCAUCCUGGAGAAAAAGUAGCUCGAAGAAUUUUCUGAUUCAAUCAAUACUUGAAUCAUCGUGCGAAGUACAUUUUGUCCUAACUGUAGCCUGACAUUCAAACGUGACAGACGCAUACAUAGUAUUCACUCAUGAAGAGACUGCAUUUCAAGUAAUUAUCUUCAUACUCAGCACGUACUCUCUCUCUCUCUCUCU